Molecule: messenger RNA, 1857 nt
Organism: Scheffersomyces amazonensis
Lineage: Eukaryota; Fungi; Ascomycota; Pichiomycetes; Serinales; Debaryomycetaceae
Product: tRNA (guanine) methyltransferase
Exons: 1
Coding region: 38-1516 (492 amino acids)
Biological process (GO): mitochondrial tRNA methylation; tRNA N1-guanine methylation
Cellular component (GO): cytoplasm; mitochondrial matrix
Molecular function (GO): tRNA (guanine(37)-N1)-methyltransferase activity
Source: RefSeq, a predicted model, not a curated record
AGACCAAAACUAGUUUGUAAUAAAUUCCUUUAUAUUUAUGCUAGGCAGUGUUGCGAAAAGACUUCUAGUACUUCCACGUCUUACUCGCACUACAUAUUUAAUUCCAUCUUAUCGACACUACCACGGAAUAUCUAAAACUGAUAGACGAGAUUUUAUGAUGACUCAAUUCGGACCACCCAUUAAUAGAUCUAUGAAAGAAUUAGAUCGUAGUUUCUUUAAGAAAGAUAUUCAGUUGAUAGUGGCUUACUUCCCUAACCCUGUAAAUUUAUCUACCUUUGUUAAAGUAUGUAAAAAUGAUGUUUUAUACUUACCAUCCAUCAAACAUAUUGUCCCUAUCGAAUCAUCAAAAGCAGUGCUUCUUAAAGAAAAUUAUACUUUAGAUAAUUAUCAACUGUUAAUAAGUGAUGUCACUAAGGAGAAAAUAAAGGAGUACGGAAUUGAGAUUCGUCCAUAUACUUUGAAGUUGGGUUACGAAUACUGGAAGUCCGAUGAUAUUUUAAGAGCUAUUCUUCCAGAAGAAUUGUUGGAUGAAAUUCCAACUGGAUUUGCUCAGGCUGGUCAUGUUGCUCAUUUGAAUUUAAGAGAUGAGUUUAAACCUUAUGGAAAGCUCAUUGGUGAGGUUAUUUUAGAUAAGAAUCCCAAAGUACGAACUGUAGUUGAUAAAGUCGAUACUAUCGAUACAAAAUUUCGUACAUUUAAGAUGAAUGUAUUAGCCGGGGUAGAUGACUUACUUGUUGAGCAAAGUGAGAGUGGGUGUCGGUUUAAAUUUGAUUUUUCAAAAGUUUAUUGGAACUCUAGAUUAAGUACCGAACAUGAACGUUUAAUUAAUAGCUUUGCACCACAUGAAGUUGUUGUUGAUGUAUUUGCAGGAGUUGGUCCAUUUGCUGUACCAGCAGCAAAGAAAGAAGUUAUUGUGUUGGGGAAUGAUUUAAAUCCGGAAUCAUACAAGUAUUUACAAGAGAAUAUUAAACUCAAUCAUGUUGAAAAAUUCUUAAAGCCAUAUAAUUUAGAUGGAAGAGAGAUUAUUCGUCAAUCUCCAAAGUUGUUAUUACAAUGGAUAGAAGAUAAUUCAGGUACUAUUGAUAAAACCAUAGUCAAAAGAAGAAAAGUUGUCGAGAAUGAACAGACUCGACUGGUUAGAGAAACAAAUACUAUCAAGAUUGAAAUCCCUAAAUACAUCAGUCAUUUUGUCAUGAAUUUACCUGAUAGUGCAUUAACAUUCUUAGAUGAAUUUAUAGGGCUCUACUCUGAAGUAGAAAACACUGUAAGAAAGGAUCCAAAUUUUAAAUUACCCAUUAUAAACGUUCAUUGUUUUGAGAAAUUCGAUCCUCGAGGACCAGAACCACCCAUUGAAGAAUUACAUGCCAAAGUUCAUGCCAGAAUUGUUAAAUUAAUUGAUUUCGAUAUACCAUUUGAUAAAUGCCAUUUUCAUUUAGUUAGAAAAGUUGCCCCUACGAAGCCUAUGUUCUGUGUAUCAUUUGAGUUACCAGAACAAGUAGCGUUCAGAAAGAAGUAAAGAGAUAAGAUAUUGUAAAUAGAAAUAAAUAUGUAUUAUAAGUUACUAGCAUAAAACAAUGUAUAAUUCGCAGCUAUUACUACUGAUUUUUGUAUCACUAAUAUUAGUACUAGUAUAUAUUAUUACUGCUGCAAAAAUAUCGGUAAUUCAACUAAACAGUGAUUUAAUUUAACAGCCGUGGAAUAUUCUAUAUGGUUCUAAACAAAAUCGUUUCCAAUUCAAGCCCAGAAGUAUUCCCCAGUUAAUUAAUGUUAGAGUGGGGAGGAGGGGUGGCAAGAAAAAAAAAAGCGACAAAGGUGGGGAGUGACGGUAUAUUUUUUUUAUUAUAGCUGACUUAAUGC